AUGCCCCGCCCUCGCAAGAACCCAACCAAGCUAUCUUCCGACGCCAGCUCUACCAAGAGCGCGUCCAAGAAGGCCAUACCCAAGACCAAGGUCGCCACAAAGGCAGCCCCUUCUUCCUCUCCUGAGGCUGUCAAGAAGAAGGCAAGGGUGACAGCCAAGAAAUCAGAGGAGAAAAUCGAUCCAGCUUCCAAGCGAAAAAUCCAAACUUCCAUCUCACCUCCUGCAAAGCGCCAGAAAACCAGCACUGCCAAGCCGACUGAGUCCAACGUGACCGCCGCAGAGUCUGAUGUCUCCAUCCCAAAGACCCCACAAGGAACAGUUCAGACCGCAGACAAAGGGGUCCAAGAGAUUCAGGAUGGCGAUUCCGACCAAGACCCUAUCCCUAUGGCUGUCUACAGCAGUCGCACUCGCCGAAUCAAGGCUGAGAUUGCUAAACUCAAGUCUCAGUCUUCUACUGCAGCUGAUACUUCGCCGGCUGACAGCCUCUGCACCUCUGAUCUUACCCCAAGCAAGCCUCCCAAGAUCGUGCUAUCCAAGAGGGAUGGCCACAAGGCCACCGGCAAGGAACCCAGAAAGCACCCCGAAGCCAACACCGUUUCCCACCCGGCCAUCGACGUCCCCGAGGGCCAGAUGCUGGUCUCCAAGGCAGACUACUACAUUCUCAUGCGCCGCACCGUCACCGUUAACAAGAUGGUCAUGAGUUUCACCGAGUCAGCCUGCGAUCUCGAGGACACGAACGACGACAAGCAAGAUCCCGCCCUGGCCUACCUGUUGGCCGAAGCCCGCUCCCUUGCCUUUGGCGUCCAGUCCCUCACCAACGCCAUCACACAGCUUCCUGUCGCAAAGAAGGGAGAGAAGAACGUCCUUACUGGACAGGCUUUUGGCGUUAAGAGAACUGCCGCUGAGAAAGAGGGCGCGCCUGCUGCAGUUGAGAAGCAGGUGGCCACCAAGGAGGAUGAGACUGCUGUCAAACAGGAUGCUCUUGAGUUGAAGUUGGACACGUUGCUAUCCAAGUAG
Colletotrichum destructivum is the source of this 1017-nucleotide messenger RNA. RefSeq lists its product as uncharacterized. Lineage: Eukaryota; Fungi; Ascomycota; Sordariomycetes; Glomerellales; Glomerellaceae. Bases 1 to 1017 code for a protein of 338 amino acids. The transcript has a single exon. The record is from RefSeq and is a predicted model, not a curated record.